CAAAUCGCCCAGGUGGACGGUCUUCCUCUGCUGACACUGUACACCAAAAAGCCGUGUCCUUUGUGCGAUGAUUUGGUGUCACAAUUGGAACAGAAAUAUGCUGGUAAAUUCAGACUGGAAAAGGUUUACAUCGACCGCAAGGAGAAUGUACGUUACUUGCGGCUAUUUCGGCAUGAUAUACCUGUCUUGUUCUUUAAUGGCCAAUUUCUAUGCAUGCACAAAUUGAACGAGGAAGCGCUGCGAGAACGUCUGGCUGGCUUGGAAUAGGUUUAAACAUCUGUACAUCUGGCAUAAACCAAAUUUAACGUUUAAAAUAA
Molecule: messenger RNA, 317 nt
Organism: Drosophila persimilis
Lineage: Eukaryota; Metazoa; Arthropoda; Insecta; Diptera; Drosophilidae
Product: glutaredoxin-like protein C5orf63 homolog
Exons: 1
Source: RefSeq, a predicted model, not a curated record